UUGAUUUUCAAAUCAUUUAUGUGACACAUAAAAUAAAUUAUUAAAUUUCAAYGAACAAUUUAAAACUAUGGCUGAUAUGCAUCAAUAUUAUAGUCAUGCACUUAAAAUUGUUUUGGAGGCUGGUGAAUUGUUGUUAAAAGGUUAUAGAAGCUCAAAAGAAAUAUCAACUAAAAAACAUGAUAAGGACUUUGUAACGCAAUACGACAAACUUAUUGAAAAGACAAUAAUUGACAACAUAUUACAACUAUACCCAAAUCAUAAAUUUAUCGCGGAAGAAACUGCAGCAAAUAAUAUUUUAACAGAAGAGCCUACAUGGAUACUUGAUCCAAUUGAUGGAACAACUAAUUUUAUACAAGGUUUUCCAUUUUKUUGUAUUUCAUUAGCAUUGGUAGUAGAAAAUGAUAUAAUAAUCGGAAUAGUCUAUAAUCCGAUAAUAAAUCAAUUAUUUACUGCUCAAAAAGGAAAAGGUGCAUAUUUGAAUAAUGAAAAAAUACAAGUAUCAAGUACUGAAGAUCUUCAAAAUGCCAUGUUUGGGCAUGAUAUAAAUUAUAAAAUUAGUGUGAGGAAUUUUCGUGGGUAAAUAUACAUUUUAAAUUAUAGAUUAAUAUUUUAUAGUAAGCUUAUUGGCAAAGCACGAGGUGUAUUAAAUAUUUCUAUGGUUGGUAAGUUACUGUAAAUACAAAUUUAAACAUUCGUACGGGAAUCAAAACCUCAACAAUAGUAUGCUUAAGAGGACGUGAUACCCGCAUGUGUUGUCUCCGUCUUACAAAUGCGUAACAUGGUACAUUUUUCGCUCAGC
Diuraphis noxia (Russian wheat aphid) is the source of this 799-nucleotide messenger RNA. RefSeq names its product inositol monophosphatase 1-like. The record is from RefSeq and is a predicted model, not a curated record. Gene Ontology annotation, molecular function: inositol monophosphate 1-phosphatase activity. Lineage: Eukaryota; Metazoa; Arthropoda; Insecta; Hemiptera; Aphididae. Gene Ontology annotation, biological process: inositol metabolic process; phosphatidylinositol phosphate biosynthetic process; signal transduction.